AGCACUGUCAUCAGCUGCAUUGCUUGCUGCCAAAUAUGGGCCGUGGCAAGAAGCCAAGUCUUUUGCCCCCCGAGGAGGAGGCAGUGGUGCUGGCCAACGUCGCCGAACAAGCAGAGCGUUAUGACGACAUGGUCGAGUACAUGAAGGAUCGAAUCAGCGCCGGCAAGCGCUUUGCCGGGAAGAGCGGGAGAUGGUGGCCGCAGCCUUCAAGGGCGCCAUGAGCAGCCGUCGGCUAGCAGUGCGAGUGGCCAAAAGCAUCCAGGAUCAGGAGGCGGAAGCUGACAAAGAGAAGAAUGCGGCGCUUGCGGCAGGCUACCUGAGCAAGGUGCGCUUGGAGCUGCAAGGCAUUUGCAUUCAGGUCCUGGAGCUGAUAGAGGGCACUCUUCUGCCCAAGGCAGAGAAUGGAGAGCCCAAAGUCUUCUACAAGAAGAUGCAGGCCGAUUACUACCGUUACCUUGCAGAGUUUCUGCAGGACAGCAAGGAGGCGGUGGCCAGUGCCAGCGAAGUCUACGCAGAUGCCACGGCCGAGGCGGAAACACACCUCAUGGUGACGCAUCCGCUGCGCCUGGGCUUGGCGCUGAAUCACGCCGUGUUCCAGCAAGUGGUGCAACAGGACACCGCUGCUGCAGUGCGGAUCGCCAAGGACGCCCACCAUGUGGCAGUUCGCGCACUGGAAGGCAUGCCUCAGGAGGCCUUGCGGGACGCCAAUCCGCUGCUGAUGCUUCUGCAGGAAAACCUGCGGGCUUGGUCUCCUGAGGACUUUCCAUAGGGCAGGUUUCACCAGCGCACCAAAGGUAAUUGCCUUUUGCAGCACAGUGGAGCAGUUC
Molecule: messenger RNA, 827 nt
Organism: Effrenium voratum
Lineage: Eukaryota; Dinophyceae; Suessiales; Symbiodiniaceae
Source: the annotation of a GenBank genome assembly